Messenger RNA from Alosa sapidissima (American shad), 2485 nucleotides. RefSeq lists its product as uncharacterized. The record is from RefSeq and is a predicted model, not a curated record. NCBI's taxonomy places the organism in Eukaryota, Metazoa, Chordata, Actinopteri, Clupeiformes, Clupeidae. The transcript is spliced from 4 exons. Bases 228 to 1793 code for a protein of 521 amino acids.
CUUUAACACUAUGCGUUAACAUUACUAACGAAGCUGCAGUGCUACGGUUAUGAAUGAAAGCCGGAAAGUGCCCGACAUUUAACUCAGCUUCUACUUGAAGUCGACGACUUAACGGACUGUUUUUGACGUAGGCAGCUGCUGACCUACUUCGAACGCUGACCUACUUCGAACGCUGUCUGCAGAGCGCGCAGUUUUCUUCCUAGAAGUAUAGCCUAAGGCUUGCUCCAAUGGAAACAGGAGCGGACAGGGCUCAAUACAAGAGGGGCAAAUAUAAAAGAUUUUUAGAUCCUGACUAUUUAAGUGAGGUGCCAAAGACCAGUAAAUGGCGGACCAACCAAUCAACUGAGGCUAAUGUCAACACAGCUGAUGAAGACGGAGAUAUAGCCCAAGAAAAUUCGGAUGAUUAUUCAGACAUUAAUUUUCAAACUAGAUCUCUAAACCCAGAUCUCAAUAUGCCCAAUGUAGACACAGACCCACACAAAUCUCCAAUGGAUUCCCCAUUACACCCUGGUUCAGAGGUAACAUUGGCACAGUGCAUAGUUUUAAUCCUGGCCUUUGCCCUGAGACACAGUUUGCCAUCUAAAGCCAUCGAAGAUCUACUAAAAUUGUUAAAUGUUAUUUUACCACCCAUCAAUAUCUUGCCACACUCUCUACACAUAUUCAAGAAAUGUAUUCAAGACCCAUCAGACGACAUACGAGUCCAUUUAUUUUGCAAAUGUUGUGGUGCAAAUUUAGCUAAAGAAACGUCACUUUGUGAACACUGUGGUGAUGACACAAACAAGGACAAUGUCAAAGAGGGGGAUUUCUUCAUUAGUCUCUCUAUAGAAAACCAAAUCAGGGACAUCCUCCAAAGAGAACGUCUUAGCGAUUGUGCACCACCAGGCAAUAUCCUCAGAGAGACCAAUUACAGACCCGGGGACAUUUCUUUGUUGUGGAACUGUGAUGGUGUGCCCAUUUUUAAUUCUUCAUUUAACUCCCUAUGGCCGAUUCGUUGUGUGAUUAAUGAGCUGCCUGCUGAAGUCCGGUAUAAAAAUGUACUGCUUGCUGGUGUUUGGUUUGGGCGAGGGAAGCCAAAUAUGUUGACAUUUCUCCACCAAUUUGUGCAGGACAUAAAAACAACAAAUACAAAUGGUAUAACCUGGAAGCAUCCACACACUGGGUUGAGACACAUUUCAAGGGUUUUCCCUAUUGCCUGUACAUGUGAUGCAGUGGCAAAAUGUAUGCUCCAAGGCAUCCACCAAUUCAAUGGAUCCUAUGGCUGUGGAUGCUGUCUUAAUGAGGGAUUAGUUGUAGCCAAAGGUCGUGGAUUCACACGCGUCUAUGACAAUGUUCCAGCUCAGUUAAGAACUCAUGAGCAAAUAAUUAAUUGUGGAGAAGAAGCUGUUGAGAACAAUGUUGAGCAUGUCCUUGGUGUUAAAAUGGUUUCCCCCUUAAUAUUACUCCAUAGCUCUGGAUUUGGCUUUGACAUGGUUAAAAGUUUUCCCGUUGACUAUAUGCAUGCUGUACUACUUGGAGUCACUAAACAUUUUUUAGAUCUUUGGUUUAAUAGUAAAUAUCAUGAGAGCCCUUGGUACAUUGGAACAGCUAAAAACAAAAUUGACAAAAAAUUGCUAUCCCUGACACCACCAUCUGAUGUCCCCAGAGUGCCACGCACUGUGGAGAGUGCACAAAAAUGGAAGGCGGCUGAAUGCGUGGUUGCUUUUUUACAGUUUGCCUGUUUUGAAUUUAAUCUUGCCCAACAAAUAUUUAAAACAUUGGUCAUGGCUUGUCAAUUCCAUAUUCCUCCUUCUUAAAGAUACAGUAUCAGAAAUAGACUUGGCCUGUGCAUCCCAGAAUAUAGAAAAAUUUGUUAACCAAGUCAAACAAUUAUAUGGAAUCUCCCACAUGUCAUACAACAUACAUCAAUGGACCCACCUUGAAUUUUCAGUUAAAUUACAUGGGCCCUUGUGGUGUAAUUCAGCCUUUGUUUUCGAAGGCCACAACCAAAAACUAACACGUUUGUGCCAUGGCACGCAAUCAAUACCGCAGCAGAUAGCAUUUCGAUUUUCUCUGAUACAGUCCUUACCCAUUCUAUUGGACAAUUCAAACAAUAAGCCAAACAAAUAAACCCAUUGGGGAAAAAAAAAUCCUAUUGGAAAGUCAUGAUGAAAAUCCUAUUGGAAAGUCCAAAUCCCAUAGAACCACCCUCCAGUCCUUUAGAAUCCUAUGGGACUUUAACAAUCACAAUGCACACUCUAUUGGAAUCCUGUUGGUAUGACAAUACAUCCUUUAGGAUUUCCACUAUCCAAUAGGAUUGUAAUGGAAAAAAACAAAAUCCAAUAGGACUUUCUGAUAAGGAUUAAUGCAUUAUCAUACCGGAUACGUAAUCAUCCCACCUCUUGUAACUUUCUAGCCUGACGAACCAGACCCACAUUGAAAUGUAGGGUCUGGGCACUCACCAUUCGCAGUGCUCAGUCCGAGGGGCGGGAUAAUCGGUUGUCUUUCA